UAUCACACUUUAGAGACACAGCAUAGCCUUCGUUCUCUCCAUCCAUCUGCACUUUCCUUUCUUCUUCCUAAAGCCCUAAUCCCUCUUCAUUCUAUUUCCUCUCUCGAUUCGGGUCCAUUUUCGAGCUUCUGUCACUGAGAAUCUCUGCUCCAAUGGCGGGAAGUCGUGAUACUUCAUCGAGCAGCAACUCGCCGCCUCCGCCAUUUUUGAGCAAAACCUACGACAUGGUGGACGACCCGUCCACCAACUCAAUCGUCUCGUGGAGCAGUCAAAACAACAGCUUUAUCGUCUGGAAUGAGCCUCAGUUUGCCAGGGAUCUAUUGCCUAAGUAUUUCAAGCACAAUAACUUCUCAAGCUUCGUCAGGCAGUUGAAUACUUAUGGUUUUAAGAAGGUUGACCCAGACCGAUGGGAAUUUGCUAAUGAGGGGUUUCUAAGAGGUCAAAAGCACCUUUUGAAGACUAUCAGCAGGAGGAAAACUACUCAUGUACAUCAACAAGCACAAACUCCAAGCUCUCAGGUUGGAGCAUGCGUAGAACUUGGAAAUUUUGGGCUGGAGGAGGAGGUUGAAAGACUUAAGCGGGACAAAAAUGUUCUUAUGCAGGAACUUGUAAGGUUGAGGCAGCAACAGCAAACUACAGAUCACCAAUUGCAAAAUGUGGGUCAACGGGUUCAGGUGAUGGAACAGCGGCAGCAGCAAAUGAUGUCAUUCCUCGCAAAGGCUAUGCACAGACCUGGUUUGUUGGCCCAGCUAGUACAGCAGCAAAAUGAAAGUAACAGGCACAUCACUGUAGGCAAUAAGAAAAGGAGACUUCCAAGACAAGAAGAAGAAAAUUCAGCUAGUGAGCAUUUGAUUUAUUCUCCAGAUGGACAAAUUGUGAAGUACCAGCCUUCAAUGAACGAGGCGGCAAAAGCAAUGCUUCGACAGAUUUUGAAGAUGAACGCAUCUCCUAGACGGGAGCCAUCAAUGAACAAUCCUGAUGCUUUCCUGAUUGACAAUGUUCCUUCUUCCAAUGCAUUAGAUAGUGGGAGUAAAGAUACCAAUAGUAGGAUUUCUGAAGUGACCCUUUCAGAGGUUCCGCAAAGUUCUGCACAGUCAGACCCUGGAUUUCCUGUCAUUUCUUCUUCUAAACCCCCUUCUGAGAUCCGGACUUCACCUCUUGUGGGUAGCAAUUCUGUGAAGGCAGCUCAAUUGCCAGAAGUUAAUGUGCAGAGUUCUCAUGAGGACAAAACUUUGCCCGAUUUCAUUCCAAUGAUAGGAACUCAGCUGCAAAGCACCGAGGAACUCUCUGAUGUGAAUUUUGUGAACUCUGGAACUACUAAUGCAGAAGACGAAGAUAUGUCAGUGGUUUUGGAUGGCUCAACGCUUGUAGAAACUGAUGACUUUUCUCCUGAUUCUCGUGAUGGGGAAAUAUUGCUGGAUGGAGUUCCCAAGCUCCCAGGAAUCAAUGAUUCUUUCUGGGAACAGUUUUUUACAGGAAGCCCACUCACUGGCGGUAUGGACGAAAUUAAUUCAAGUUCUGUAGAUUGUGAAAUGACGCAGGAUGAGGACUUCCUAUUAGGGAAGGAGAAUGGAUGGGAUCAUACACAACAUAUGACUAAUCUCACCGAAGGAAUGGGGCUUUUGGCAUCAGAAUGCAGAAGGAUUUGACUCUUGUCUUCUCAAUUGUAUAUACUUGCCAUCUAGAGAUUACAAAAUUGUUCAACGUGCCAUUUUCAUCUGCUACUUUCUCAUCUUUCAUCAAGGGCACGUAAUAGCACAUAUUUUGUUACCAUAUGAUAUGACGAGGAGAAACUUAUUUUGCUAGUUGAUAAUUAUUGCAUGGAACCCUUGGCCUUGGGGCUUGAUAUCCACAACACGUAGUUCGAUCUAGAGAUCAUUGGGGGCAUUUAUUGCAUUGUAUAUGAGGGAUGAUUUAAUUGUAGAAGCAUAAUACUAUCGAGUUCCAAUUUUGUACAUUUAAAUGGUUCUUGCAGAGAUUGAUAUUGAGCUGUGCAGCUGUGCUGCCUGAGCAUGCAACCUUUUCUUCAAAGAGAAUGCCAAGUUACCUUACGAUAUUGAAGUUUAAAUAAA
Messenger RNA from Humulus lupulus (European hop), 2072 nucleotides. Its product is annotated as heat stress transcription factor A-1b. The transcript has 3 exons. Lineage: Eukaryota; Viridiplantae; Streptophyta; Magnoliopsida; Rosales; Cannabaceae. The coding region runs from base 153 to 1649 and encodes 498 amino acids. Gene Ontology annotation, biological process: regulation of transcription by RNA polymerase II. Gene Ontology annotation, cellular component: nucleus. The record is from RefSeq and is a predicted model, not a curated record. Gene Ontology annotation, molecular function: RNA polymerase II cis-regulatory region sequence-specific DNA binding; DNA-binding transcription factor activity.